Molecule: messenger RNA, 321 nt
Organism: Geodia barretti
Lineage: Eukaryota; Metazoa; Porifera; Demospongiae; Tetractinellida; Geodiidae
Source: the annotation of a GenBank genome assembly
AUGAUCUACGAUUUUCGGCAAUAUACUUUUAAGCCGGGCGCAGUGCCCGAUUACAUGAAGGCAGUAGAGGAAUUGUCUAUUCCCAUCCGGGCCAAGUACGGCGUAAAGCUGGCCGGUUGGUACUACAGUGAUAUAGGCGAACUGAACCAGGUGGUUCACAUCUGGGGCUACCGGGACUACGAACAUCUCGACGAGGCAAAGGCUCAGGUGGCUCGGGACCCUGACUGGACCGGCAAGUAUCUUCCGGCGGUACGCGGCCUGAUCGUCAAGCAGAAGACCUGGUUGAUGCUCUCACCUGACUUCGCUCCCCAGCCUGCAUAA